Messenger RNA from Penicillium mononematosum, 3567 nucleotides. RefSeq names its product histone methyltransferase SET1 (gene set1). Gene Ontology annotation, molecular function: nucleic acid binding; histone H3K4 methyltransferase activity; protein binding. The record is from RefSeq and is a predicted model, not a curated record. Lineage: Eukaryota; Fungi; Ascomycota; Eurotiomycetes; Eurotiales; Aspergillaceae. The coding region runs from base 1 to 3567 and encodes 1188 amino acids. The transcript has 3 exons. Gene Ontology annotation, cellular component: Set1C/COMPASS complex.
AUGUCACGCGCCUCGGCUGGCUUCGCAGACUUCUUCCCCACCGCCCCAUCCGUCCUUCAGCAGAAGCGCUUCAAAACAGCGCAGGAACGACGGAAGUUACAUGUCGAGGGUGAUCAAAAUUCUGAAAGGAUCCCGGAUUGUCCAGUGUCUCUUGCUCCGAGCACACCAACGACCGUCGAUACACCUCCCAAAUCCGAUACAAACGAGGGAACAGCUCGCACUCCAUCGGUCCCCAACGUGUCUGAAUUGACCGUUUCCGCCAAGGCGAAAAGCGCGGAGGAUAAGACUGGGCUAGCUGCACCCGCCGCAAAUCACGUCCCAUCACAAAUCGAUACAUUGACACCGCUCACUAACGCGGAAUCAUCACCCCCUUGCAAAUUAACUAGCCCAUCACAGCCAAAGAUAGCAGGCGGAGGUUCUCCGGGUACUUCUUCCAGGCCGAACCCUGAAAUCACCAAAUCUUCCAUCACUCCAAUCCACACCCCUCCGACCCCUCAAUCGCAAACCCGACACCUCGAGCUCCGUGUGAGAGGCUGCAAGGUUGUCUAUGACCCCGAUCUGGACAAGCGGACCUCGUCAAAGGAAAAGCGGAGAAAGCUCGAGUAUGUGGACAUCGUGAAUAAUGGCCAAUCUGAUGCACCGCCCGAUCCGCGCCUCGCGAUUGCCAAUUAUACCCGUGGAUCCGGCUGCAAGCAGAAAACGAAAUAUCGACCCGCACCUUACAAUUUGAAACCAUGGUCAUACGACGUGGCAACGAGCAUUGGUCCCGGGCCUCCGAUCCAGGUCGUGGUGACGGGGUUUGACCCUUUGACCCCGAUCGCCCCGAUCAGCGCACUUUUCUCGAGCUUUGGAGAUGUGGCCGAGAUCAAAAACCGCACAGACCCCAUCACCGGCCGGUUUCUGGGGAUCUGCUCCAUCAAAUACAAAGAUAGCACCUCACCCCGGGGAAAUGGCCCAGCAUCAGCAUCUAGCGCAGCCCGACGUGCGUACUUCGAAUGCAAAAAAGAACAACGCAUUGGCACGCGCAGGAUUAGGGUCGAACUGGACCGCGACGGGAUUGUCUCAGAUCGAAUGGCCGCUAAAGCAGUCGAGUCCCAGCGACAGGCUUCCAAAAUCAACCUUCCGCCCGCAAGUGAACCGAGACCCGAUGUCCAGAUCAAGAAAAGCGAACCACCACCGACUGCGCCCAAAGGUCCCUCGGGCAGAUCAUCCUUACGGCCGGGGGUCGUUAUCCCAGAAGGCCCUAGGGCCGGUGUCCGAUCUCCUGUUGUGCAAUCAUUGGUCGAAGAAACUCCUAUCUUGAGUCAGAUCAAACGCGAUCCAUACAUUUUCAUUGCGCAUUGUUACGUCCCGGUUCUCAGCACAACGGUUCCGCACUUGAGGAAGAGACUCAGGCUCUUUGCAUACAAGCAUAUUCGUUGUGACAAAACUGGCUACUAUAUCAUCUUCGAGAACUCGCGGCGGGGUGAGGAGGAAACUGAACGCUGCUACCGACUAUGCCACAUGCAACCAUUGUUCACGUAUAUCAUGAAUAUGGAGAGCCAGCCCUACGGGAACCCGAACUACGAACGAAGUCCCAGCCCUGAACGCCUUCGCACCGAACGGCGCGACAAAGCCGAAAAGGAUCGGGCAAGAAAAGAAGCCGAAUUGGAUAUCGAAGAAGAGAAAAAGCAGCGGGCGCUUGAUUUGGAUCCAUGUCGAGAGGUAUUGUCUAUGAUCAUUCGUGACCUGAGGGACAAGCUUCUUGAGGAUGUGAAGUCACGCAUUGCUGCUCCAGCUCUCUACGACUAUUUGGAACCCAGUAAGCAUGCAUCUAGAAGGGAACGGCUGGGCAUUUCGGACCCCGAAGGGACAAAACGAUCUGUUUUCCAAAUCGACAGCACCCCUGGCUCUCGGGGUGAAAUGUCUGCCGGGCGAGAUCCCCUCAGAUCAUCAGGUCUGAAUGUCCUUGCUCUUCCUCGUAUCCGGAAAGCCCAUGGUCUUGACCAUGCGGGUGCUGCUUUCCUAGACGAACGGCGCAGGCAACCACUACGAAAGAAAGAAGUCCGACCCUUGUAUCAUCGCUUGCAGCAGUUGCACGAUGAUGAAGAUUCGGACGACGAGCAGCGCACUCCUGCCACUCAGGAUGCCGAUGACCGAGAGAGUCGACCCCCUAGUCGCGCAAGUUCAACGUCAUCAGAGUUUGAACGGGAUGGGGGGUAUCGGUCAGACGAUCAAGAAGAAGAGCGCAGCGCUCAAGUUAUGGACGAUUUGGAUGCCACAAAUGAAAUCGGCGAUCUUUCUCAUGAACUUCAGGUGUCCCCGACAGGCAAGAGAAAGCGACUGGCCGAAGAUGACGAAGCACGAAAGCGGCAGCGGCAGGAGGAUGAGCUAUUUGGCAUUGACUCGGAGACAGCCAAGCAUGAAGAUUUGGCCAAGGAUCUGAAGACGCCCGCGGCUAUUGGCGAUGAUCUCGCAGAGAAUGGUGACGAAUUGGCAACGCACGAUCAACCCGCAGACCAAUUCACCGAGCAUGUCACUCACAAACACCCCGAGGGGAUGAUGUUUCGAACAGAAAUUGAAUGGGGUGUUUCCAAGGAUGAGCCCCGCGCCACGGUGGAAGAUGAUGAAAACAUUGUGCUUGAUUUGGAUGGUUGGCAACACCUGGUCAAGGAUGAUGAAGACCUGCGAUUUUUGCGAGAAGUCCUAGUGGAUCAGUCAGAAUCCAUUAUCCAAAAUCUUGCUGCAUGGGGUUGGAAACAGAAGGAGAUCAAAGCUCUCAAUGGCCUGGAAACUGGCACGACCCAUGACGCUAUCAGUAUCCCUGGUUAUUAUGUGCCAAACACCACAGGUGCUGCGCGGACGGAAGGUCGAAAAAGGAUUCUUGAGGCAGAAAAGUCCAAAUAUCUACCCCAUCGUAUCAAGGUUCAGAAGGCUCGCGAGGAGCGUGAAGCGAAUGCCAAGGCAGACCCCCAGGCAGCAGCAGCAGAAGCUGCCAGGAUUGCCGCCGCCAAAACAAUAUCAAAGUCGACAUCCCGGUCAACCCGAGUCAACAACCGCCGGCUCAUUGCAGAUAUCAAUGCGCAAAAACAGGCCCUUCCCACUGCGAAUGGCGAAGGAGACGUUCUUCGAUUUAAUCAGCUCAAAAAACGCAAGAAACCUGUGCGCUUCGCUCGCUCUGCUAUUCACAAUUGGGGCUUGUAUGCUGAGGAAAACAUCACUGCCAAUGAUAUGAUCAUCGAGUAUGUUGGUGAGAAAGUGCGUCAGCAGGUCGCCGAUAUGAGAGAAAGACGAUACCUGAAGAGCGGGAUCGGCAGCAGUUAUCUAUUCCGAAUCGAUGAAAACACCGUCAUCGAUGCCACAAAGAGAGGAGGAAUUGCCCGAUUCAUCAAUCACAGCUGUACACCCAACUGCACUGCUAAAAUCAUCAAGGUUGAUGGCAGCAAACGGAUUGUGAUUUACGCGCUCAGGGAUAUCGAAAGAGAUGAGGAGCUAACUUACGACUACAAAUUCGAAAGAGAGUGGGACAGCGAUGACCGAAUCCCCUGCCUCUGUGGUUCAACGGGCUGCAAAGGAUUCCUCAAUUAA